AUGCCCGCCGUCGGGAAGAAGGCGAGGACGAAGACGAAGACGAAGAAGCAGCGCCGCGAGAAAUCGUUACAACUGGCCGCCGCACGAAUCCUCAAAGAGGCAUUGAUACCGCCGCCGCUGCCAGUCAUGGACUCCCAAGCCAGGCGAAAUAUUGUAAUCGUCGGUGGUGGCAUCAUUGGUUCCACAACUGCCUACUUCCUCACCAGACACCCCAAGUACAAUCCCGCCCUGCACCGUAUCACAAUCCUCGAGGCCACAGCGGUCGCGUCCGGGGCCUCGGGCAAGGCAGGCGGCCUGCUCGCCCUCUGGGCCUACCCGCAGUGCCUCGUGCCGCUGUCGUACCGCCUACACAAGGAGCUCGCCGCCGAGUACGGGGGCGAGAAGCGAUGGGGAUACCGCCGAGUGAACUGCGGAAGCUUCGAGGCCCUCGUCACCAAGCAGAUGCUUGAAAGGUCGAGGCAGGCCGUCGCAAAGCCGGAGGCGGUCGCGCCCGGCGCCAAUGACGGCGAGCAGGAGAAGGGCUGGGAGAGGCUGCCGAAGCAGGACGACGCCGCCGAGUCCAUGCUAGAAGAGUCGGUGCUCCCGCGGGACCUCGACUGGGUCGACAGGGACGCCGUCGAGUCGUACUCGGAGAUGGGCAUGCCGGGAGCCACCGAGACGGCGCAGGUGCACCCGUACCUCUUCACUACGUCGAUGGCGGCGCUUGCGCAGGACAAGGGUGUCGAGAUCCGCACCAACGCGCAGCUCACGGCCAUCGCCUCGUCCGGCGAGGGCGUCACAGGCGUCGAGUAUCUCGACCGCGACUCGGGAGAGACGCGCACCAUCGAGGGCGUGACGGAUGUCCUCGUGUCGGCGGGGCCCUGGACCGGCCGCCUGCUGCCCGCCUCCAAGGUUACCGGCCUGCGGGCCCACAGCGUCGUCUACAACGCCAACGUCAGCCCAUACGCCGUCUUCACCAGCAUCAAGCUCCCGGCCGACUUCGUGCCGGAGCACCGCGCCAGCAAGGGUCAGAAGAGGAAGCACAAGCGGGUCGUCGACCCGGAGAUCUACGCCCGUCCGGACGGCGAGGUGUACGCCUGUGGCGAACCCGACGAGAACGCGCCCCUGCCGGAGACGGCCGACAAGGUGCAGGUGGACGAGGCCAACUGCGACGACAUCAUCUCCUACAUCGCCACGGUCAGCCCGGCGCUGGCCGCGGCGUCCAUCAAGGCGAAGCAGGCCUGCUACCUGCCGCAGCACGACUCGGGCCCGCUCAUCGGCGCGACGUCGGUCCCCGGCCUAUGGAUGGCGGCGGGACACACGUGCUGGGGCAUCCAGAACGGCCCCGCCACGGGCAAGUUGAUAUCCGAGUACAUUCUCGACGGCAAGCCCACCAGCUCCGACAUCUCGUCCCUGGACCCGCGGCGGUUUAAGGUGUAG
Molecule: messenger RNA, 1419 nt
Organism: Colletotrichum navitas
Lineage: Eukaryota; Fungi; Ascomycota; Sordariomycetes; Glomerellales; Glomerellaceae
Product: FAD dependent oxidoreductase
Exons: 3
Coding region: 1-1419 (472 amino acids)
Biological process (GO): retrograde transport, endosome to Golgi
Cellular component (GO): late endosome; cytoplasm
Molecular function (GO): oxidoreductase activity
Source: RefSeq, a predicted model, not a curated record